Messenger RNA from Prorocentrum cordatum, 1019 nucleotides. The record is from the annotation of a GenBank genome assembly. Lineage: Eukaryota; Dinophyceae; Prorocentrales; Prorocentraceae.
AGGCAUCGUGGCUCGAAGUGACCCCGUCGAAGGGAUCGCUGCUCCUGCCGGGGAUGCCGGAGAGAUGCCGCAGGCGGUUCCGCGGCACCCAGUACGAGGUCCGGGUGCCCGGCGGCCGUUUCCACACGUGGGCGAAUAACCAUCUGCAUCGGGCUCGGACAGUGGCCGGCGUCAGAAGCGCAAUCAACGACAUCAGAAAGCGCCUUCGGGAGCGUAGAUCCCGAGCUUCCGCCGCGCGCGCCUUGAAGGCGGCCGCGGCGAGGCACUGGCACGUGCCCCGGCGCAGUUCCGGCGGCCCCUUGCGGCCAAAGGCCGGUGCCCGCGUGAUCGUGUCCGUCGCCCGGAGGAACUCUGGGCGCGGCCAGAGCGUCCACGACAAGAAGCUCUCCUUGGCCCUUUGCCGCGGGCCGAUGCGGAAGGCGUGCCGCGCCGACGACGUGCUCCUGGUGGUCACGGCUGCGCCCUCCGAUCGGAUCAGGCCGCAGGCAUACAGGGACGCCGUCGAAGGUCUCAAUGGCGAGAGGGCCCUGGUCGUGGCCUGCCGGGCGGACAAGAUGCACCCGGCGGCGACGUACUACGCCAAGGUCGGCUUGGGCAGGCCAGACUGCUGGUACCGGAAGGCCAGAAAGGGCGACAAGCACACGCACGUGGAUGCAAAGGGGAACGCUUUCGCGGUCCGGUCGCGGUUUCGCGCCGCGGGGGCAAAGGACGACCACAGCUUUGGCUCCAACGACCUCCACAAGGUCGUGGUGUCCACUCACUACCUCAGGUCGGCCACCACGCUGGAGGCGGCGCCUCGCGUGCCGCCUUCUCUGUCUGGUCUCUUCGACAAGUGGACGGGGCACGGGUGCAAAGUUCUCCCGUCAGGCCCGGCCGGGGCAGUGAAGCGCUGGCUGGGCGGUCUGUGACGAGUGCGCGCUGUAGGUAUACAGGGGCGCAGACACUCCUGGAUAGGCGCUGUUCGGCGCUAUUCGGCUCUAUUAUUAUCCUAUUGUCCGCCGUUUCGCGGUUUUGUGGAA